CUGCAGCGGAUCUAUGUGGUCAGAUAAUAGUUAGCACAUUAACUUCCGUGUCCGUAAACUCAUUGCUGCUUCCGUAUCAUGUGAAGUUCCCCCCGGCUGGACGGUCCAUCGCUGCCAGGAACAAACUCUCAAGACAAUGCGUGCAAUUCCCGAGGAGUUGUCGACGCUCAUCCUAGACCUAGAUUAUUUCCUCUGUGAUGGAUUAAAAGGGGAAAAUCUAAGUAAGAAGGCAAAAGAGAAGAGGGAAGCCUUCAUCAGACGGAUUAAUGAGGUCAAAUUGUGUUUCCCACAGGAUUUCAAGGACAGAAGUGGAGAUGAGGAGGAGGAUGAUGAGGAGGAAGUUGACAGCAACAACGAUGGAGGGUCGCUGCAGUCGGAGCGCACAGACAAGGAUGAAGAGGCUUGCGAAGGUGCCCAGCAGUCCCCACCUGUGGCGGCUCAGGACCUGACUUCGGUCUUUAAAGCGGGAUACCUUGACAAGCGCAGAAAGGAUCACAGCUUUUUUGGCACCGAGUGGCAGAAAAGAUGGUGCGCUCUAAGCCAUCACACCUUCUACUAUUAUGGCAAUGAAAAAGACAAGCAGCAGAAGGGGGAGUUCAGUAUCGAUGGGUACACUGUGAAAAUGAACAGCACCUUACGGAAAGACUCAAAGAAAGACUGUUGCUUCGAAAUAACGGCUCCAGACAAGCGAGUCUAUCAGUUUUGUGCGUCAUCGGUGAGAGAGGCGGAGGAAUGGGUGAAACAGAUAGACUUUGUGUUGAGAGAUAUGACAGGCAUCAUCCCAGAAGAUGAAGAGGAGGAACAGGAAGUGUACGAUGAUGUUGGAGCUAUAGAUGAAAUAGCUGAGUCUGAGCCGAUUGACGAAGACAUCUAUGAGGAGCUCCCAGAGGAUGAGAUUCCCGCUCCAGCAAAGCCUCCUCCAAAGGUGGAUCCAGUCAGCAAACCUGCUCCUCCUCCUGCUGCAGUUGAUAAGAGCACAGACUACCCCAACUUCUACCAGGGCUUAUGGGACUGUGCAGGUGACUACCCGGAUGAGCUAUCCUUCAAGCGUGGAGAUCCCAUCUACAUCCUGAGCAAGGAGUACCAAAACUUUGGCUGGUGGAUCGGAGAGAAGGAUGGAUCGAUAGGAAUCGUUCCCAAAGAAUUCCUGAUGGAGCUUUAUGCUAUAUAAAUACAGCCCAUGAUCAUUCCCUCCCAUCUCCACUGUGAGAGACGAUGAUUAGAUGAAAACAUUUGCAUAUGACUGAAAAACAUGUCUAAGAGUAUUUUGUUUUUUACACUUUCUACACUUAUUAUAUUUAUUUCCAACAGUUGUACCAUACCAUUUCAUGCCCUGCUUUUGGAAAAUUUGGUAUUUUCAAAUGGAAAGAUUAAUAAAGGUUUAAACAUA
Cottoperca gobio is the source of this 1390-nucleotide messenger RNA. RefSeq names its product src kinase associated phosphoprotein 2 (gene skap2). Gene Ontology annotation, cellular component: plasma membrane; cytoplasm. The coding region runs from base 137 to 1171 and encodes 344 amino acids. The record is from RefSeq and is a predicted model, not a curated record. The transcript is spliced from 13 exons. NCBI's taxonomy places the organism in Eukaryota, Metazoa, Chordata, Actinopteri, Perciformes, Bovichtidae. Gene Ontology annotation, molecular function: protein binding.